AUGACUCAGGGAUUCUGGAAGAUUUAUAAGGCCAAAGUACUGCAGACCCUUGGUGGAGAAGCACAGGAAGAUGAUCUCCAGGAUGAGAGAGAGAAUCCCGAGCUGAUGGAAGCCACAGGCUCCACCCUGCUGGCAGAAGAGGGCUCGAACCCUGUUUCGCAGCUGGCACGGCGGGUCCAGGGCGCCGGAGCCAAAGGCUGGAGGACAAUGUCGUCUUUGUUCAGCCGGGAAGACGAGCAUCAGCUGCUGCCCUCCGAGCCGUCUGCUGACCACCCGUUAGCAGCUACGCCAGCGGAGGAGCCCCACUCUGAGAAGAAGGUGGCGGGGCUCUGGGAUGUCUUUGCCACCAAGUGGCAGCAGACCUCAGCCUUAGAAAAGAUGGCCUCGACGGCCGACUCCAGAGAGCAAGUAGCCGAGAGCAGCGGCCCCCCCGGGGAAAUGGCGGACGAGGAUGCCAGCAGCACCGGUCAUGACAAUGACCUUCGAGAGGCCGAAGGGGUGGCCUUCAAGUGGAGCUUCCUGACCAACAAACUGGCUGAGAUGAAGAACAAAAGCACCUCCAAGAGCAAUUAG
Molecule: messenger RNA, 573 nt
Organism: Varanus komodoensis (Komodo dragon)
Lineage: Eukaryota; Metazoa; Chordata; Lepidosauria; Squamata; Varanidae
Gene: CUNH1orf232
Product: chromosome unknown C1orf232 homolog
Exons: 4
Coding region: 1-573 (190 amino acids)
Biological process (GO): spermatogenesis
Source: RefSeq, a predicted model, not a curated record